This is a messenger RNA of Erigeron canadensis, 1017 nucleotides long. RefSeq names its product ethylene-responsive transcription factor 5-like. Bases 1 to 1017 code for a protein of 338 amino acids. Gene Ontology annotation, biological process: regulation of DNA-templated transcription; ethylene-activated signaling pathway. The transcript has a single exon. Gene Ontology annotation, molecular function: DNA binding; DNA-binding transcription factor activity. The record is from RefSeq and is a predicted model, not a curated record. Lineage: Eukaryota; Viridiplantae; Streptophyta; Magnoliopsida; Asterales; Asteraceae.
AUGCUUACUACACAAGUUGAUUUCAACUUUCCAUCCCUCGAAUCCAUUCAAAAACAUCUUUUUGAUGAUCAUUUAGAGUUUUUUCCCGAUAACUUUAAUAGCUCUUAUAAUGUCGACGAUGAUUGGACGAUUCUUGAGAAUUCACAAGAAUUGUCGACAAACAUGAAAGAAAUCUCAAGCAAUUAUAAGAAGUUAAGUUCACCCAAGUCAUCCGGCAUGUCUAGCCCAAGUUCUUGCCAAAUAUUAUUUCCAAGUAUUUCGGAUGAUGAUCAAGAUGUAUCGUCACUAAAUAUUGAUGAUCCGUUGUUUGACAUUAGUAAAAUUUUGAAUGAUGAUAGUCAUGACCAAACUCUUCCCAUUCCUGAUUUGUCAUGUAUCAUAGACAACAACAACCAACAAAUGUUUCGAGAAAUGGAUAUCGAAUGGAUGAGUGAAAUUCCAAACAUGUUCAAUAAUGAGACACAAGAAGAAUUAGCAACCGAAUUAUUACCUCCAACCUUCAAUAAGGGUAAUAAUCCUCCUUGUAAUAGCCCUCAAAGAUUGGUGAAAAAGACCCUAAACUGGGAUUUCUCAACCGGAAACGUAAUUCCAGUUAAAGAAGAAGCCAAUAUUUGUGACGAGAGAGACAAAGAGAACAAUGUGACAAUUUCACCGCUCCCAUUUCAGUCACAUAGGUGCUAUAGAGGGAUAAGACGUAGGCCGUGGGGAAAGUACACGGCCGAGAUGAGGAACCCUGACAAGAAAGGUUCGAGAUUGUGGCUAGGGACAUACAAGACACCGGAAGAAGCAGCCAUGGCUUACGAUCGAGCUGCUUUUAAGCAUCGUGGCUCUCAAGCUUUGCUUAACUUCCCUCAUUUAAUCUCGUUGCAUGAUAAAGAGCCAGAAAAUUGGACCACUAGAAAGAGAAAUUCAACGACGCUAGAAUCCUCCCACUCAUCUAGUUCUUCGUCGUCGGGGGGAUCAUCAAAUAACAAGAACAUGAAGAAGAAGAAGAAGAGAACAUUUGCUAUUAAAUAG